Molecule: messenger RNA, 1570 nt
Organism: Scomber japonicus (chub mackerel)
Lineage: Eukaryota; Metazoa; Chordata; Actinopteri; Scombriformes; Scombridae
Gene: pdss2
Product: prenyl (decaprenyl) diphosphate synthase, subunit 2
Exons: 8
Coding region: 177-1316 (379 amino acids)
Biological process (GO): ubiquinone biosynthetic process; isoprenoid biosynthetic process
Cellular component (GO): transferase complex; mitochondrion
Molecular function (GO): prenyltransferase activity
Source: RefSeq, a predicted model, not a curated record
GCUCACAGUGUUAGGUCGUGUGUUGUAAACAUGGAUGUAUUGUAAGAAGUGACAGUAUGAUAGUGUGUAAGAUUAUAUUUGUGUCAUAAUUUAAAAAAAAGAUGGCGCUACGUGCCUGCGGGACGUUUUAGGCGGCUGUGUCAGACUACAACAACAUUACAGUAAGAGACAGAAAGAUGUUUGCAGCCACAGUGCAGAGACUGUCCAGCCGAGGACAGAGGACGCUCAGUCUGUUCUCCAGCUCAGGACCUUCAAACUGGAGCAAAGUGGUGUCUGACGCGGAGAAGAUAGUCGGCUAUCCAACCUCGUUCAUGAGCCUCCGCUGCCUGCUCAGCGACGAGCUCAGCAAUGUGGCCAUGCACGUCAGGAAGCUGGCCGGGACUCAGCACCCAUUACUCAACACUGCCAGAGGCUUUGUCUACGACAGCAAGAACAACCUUCAGAUGAGGGGACUGGUCGUCCUGCUCAUAUCGAAAGCCGCUGGGCCGAGCCACACAGCCUCAGAUCUCCUGGCUCAGGACAUGGUCAGCGGCAUCUACCCCAGCCAGCGGAAUCUGGCAGAAAUCACAGAGCUGAUCCACACGGCGUUCCUGGUGCAUCGCGGGAUCGUCGAUCUGAAAGAGUGGACGGUUUCAGAUGGCCCGCUGAAGGAUAUGCAGUUUGGGAAUAAGAUGGCUGUCCUCAGCGGGGAUUUCCUGCUAGCCAAUGCUUGUACCGGACUGGCCCAGUUGGAUAACACUAAGGUGGUUGAACUGAUCUCCAGUGCCAUUGGUGAUUUAGUUCAAGGAAUCUACUACGAGAAUUCCAAUAACACAGAGGAGAAUAUUCUCACCGAUGGCGUCGACAUGGCGACAUGGGAGGAGCAGACGUUCCUGUCUCACGGGGCGCUGCUGGCCAAGAGCUGUCAAGCUGCGAUGGAGCUCGCCAAACACGACAAGGAGUCCCAAAGACUGGCCUACAAGUACGGCAAACACCUCUCUCUGGGCCACAAGCUCAACUCUGACCUGCAGCCGUUUGUGAAGAGCAGCAUGGGAGAGCCGGUGGCGUUCAGUUUCAGCGCCGCCCCGGUGGUUUUCCACCGUCAGAUCAUCGGCCAGGAGAGGUGGCAUCAGCAGCUGGAGCAGGCCAGAACACAGAGAAACCAGCUCAGUUACUCAAAGCUUUUGGCAGCGGUUAAGUCGGAGAAAGGCGUGAGCUCAGCAGUGGACUUGUGCUGUUACCAUGGCAACAAGGCUCUGGAGGCCAUCCAGGCUUUCCCCUCCUCCGAGGCUCGAUCCGCCUUGGAGAACAUUGCCUCCGCCAUCACCAAAUUUUGACCUGGACUCACAUACACAUGUGCACACACACACUCUCACACACACACACCGGAGUGUCUUUGUGUGCAGAGGCAACAUGACGAGACCCACUGAACAGCUGACACUUGAGAGACAAAUGAACUUCUUAUGAGCCAGGUGCUGGCUCAUAUCUGGAGAAAUGGUUCAGCUCUGCUCUGGAUGGCAGUGUGCAUCAGAAAUGCAGUGGCAGUGUCCAUAUAUGGUCAUCAUUAAAUAAAAGAAAUAAAAAUACAUUA